Molecule: messenger RNA, 573 nt
Organism: Durio zibethinus
Lineage: Eukaryota; Viridiplantae; Streptophyta; Magnoliopsida; Malvales; Malvaceae
Product: late embryogenesis abundant protein At1g64065-like
Source: RefSeq, a predicted model, not a curated record
AUGUUGGAAUCGGAGAAGUACAAGAAAAUGCAAAACAUGAAAUGUUAUGCAUAUAUCGUUGCUGGGGUUGUCUUUCAAACCAUCAUAAUUCUUGUUUUCGCGUUAACGGUCAUGCGUAUCAAGACUCCUAGGGUUAGGGUAAGAUCCGUGACGGUCCAAAAUCUCAACUAUAAUGCUUCGGGAGCCCCUCACUUCAACAUGACACUGAUCAUGGAAAUCGCAGUGAAGAACACGAAUUUUGGUCACUUCCGGUUUGAAAAUACCACUGCUAACAUUACCUUCGGAAGCGUGGUGGUGGGUCGUGGUGAAAUCAUCAAGAGCCGUGCCCGUGCUAGGAAGACUAAGAGGAUGAAUGUGGCGGUUGAUAUUGUAAGCUCAAGUGCUAUAUCUGAUGGAAAUGAUGAGCUUCGUACUGAGUUGAGCAGUGGGACUUUGAGGUUGGCCGGAGUGGCGAGGUUGAGAGGGAAGGUGACUUUGAUGAAGAUGAUGAAGAAAAGCAAGACUGCAGAGAUGAAUUGCACUAUGACGGUGAAUUUGAGCAGCCAUGCUCUUCAGGAUUUGGAUUGCGAAUGA